Molecule: messenger RNA, 1428 nt
Organism: Penicillium cinerascens
Lineage: Eukaryota; Fungi; Ascomycota; Eurotiomycetes; Eurotiales; Aspergillaceae
Product: transcription initiation factor IIA large subunit
Exons: 5
Coding region: 52-1350 (432 amino acids)
Biological process (GO): transcription by RNA polymerase II; transcription initiation at RNA polymerase II promoter
Cellular component (GO): transcription factor TFIIA complex
Source: RefSeq, a predicted model, not a curated record
UCCACACCAUCUCCUCCCAUCGCCUGCCCCUGAAUACCCCGGCCCGCAACCAUGUCCAACCAACAAGUGGGCGCCGUGUUCGAGAAGGUCAUCCAGGAAGUCUGCGACGCCUCCGUGGUCGAUUUCGAAGAAAGCGGUGUCGAUCAAAAGACGCUCAAUGACCUGAAAGACGUGAGUUUUUAUACCCUUGAGACUUAUGUGUAUUUGGACGGCAUAUGGCGUGGUGUUUCUCAGGGUCAGCCAAAAGCGGGGGGAACCCGAGGUGCUGCGGGAGGCGGUGCUUAUGGGGGAACACCGGCUUUUGAGGCUCCCUUUAUAUGCGGCCGCCGCUACCCGCUUAGGCUUAGGCCGCCAAGCCAUCAAUGUCUACCUCAUACAUGGCAGGCAAAGCUUUCAUCCGUCAACGUUGCCUCCUUCCCCUGGGAUCCUACCCCUCAGCCUACUCCUCAAGCCCCCGUCCUCCCUCAAGCUACUGUGCCCUCCAACGCUCCUAGGCAACCUCAACAACAUGUCCCCCAACAUGUCCCUGUCUCUAUUCCACAAACCAUGCGUCAGAAUGUGCCCGCCCCCGUACAGGCGAUGGGUGCUCCUCGGAUCAAGACCGAGCCUGGGUCAAAUGUUCCGAUGGGCAUGCCCCCCAUGCACCAGCUACCUCACCAGAUGCCUGGACAGGCGCCUAAUUCUCAGUCAGCUCGUGACCGCGCUGCAAACCACCUUCAAUCUAAAUUCGGCGCCGCGGCUUUCUCACUCCGCCAGCAGUCAUAUCCUCAGAUGCAUGCAAAUGGGCAGAUGCCCCAAAUCAAACAAGAGCCCGGUUAUCCCUCUAUGGGACAUGGCCAAACUGACGGCGCUGGCGAUGCACUGGCCGACUGGAAGGCUGAGGUCGCUCGUCGUAGAGAGGCGGCUCAAAAUGGCCGAGGUGACCACUUGCUUCGUGAGCAUCUCAACCAGCAGAUGCUUGACAUGGAAGGCGGCGGUCUUCUCCGUCCCAUGAGUGAGCACUCAAAAUCGACUGCAGCCUCGCGGCAUGCGGUCGCAUGUCUCAAAGAAGCAACCGCCUUUGACUCGUCCUCGUCUGCGCCGAGAGUACCUGGCCAAUACGAUGGUGCCGAUGACGACACCAAGGAGGAGGAAGACGAAGAUGCCAUCAACUCGGAUCUUGAUGAUCCCGAUGACCUCAUUGCUGAUGAUCACGAUGCCGAUGAAUCAGAAGGUCAGGUCAUGCUGUGCACCUAUGACAAGGUCCAGCGUGUCAAGAACAAGUGGAAGUGCACCUUGAAGGACGGCAUUCUGACCACUGGUGGCAGAGAAUACGUUUUCCACAAGGGCCAAGGCGAGUUCGAAUGGUAAUCACAUUUCGCUCUCGCACCCUUAUCUGGCAAUUUUCAUGAAUCUUUGCGUUCGGUUUGUAAUACCUUUUUCCUUGUU